Messenger RNA from Oncorhynchus tshawytscha (Chinook salmon), 7325 nucleotides. RefSeq names its product plectin. The record is from RefSeq and is a predicted model, not a curated record. Bases 261 to 6266 code for a protein of 2001 amino acids. Lineage: Eukaryota; Metazoa; Chordata; Actinopteri; Salmoniformes; Salmonidae. The transcript is spliced from 19 exons. Gene Ontology annotation, molecular function: protein binding.
GGUGGAAAGAAAGCAGAUGGCCUUUCUAACACAGACUAGCCAAGUCCUGGGCACUGGACAUUCCCGGAAAGCUCAGCGCAUGAAGGUCUCCAUGGAAACGUCUGUCACGGCCACAUUGAAAGGGUAAGAAGUGAACGCUCUUAGUAGGUUCCGCAGUAGAGACACCAGAGGACUGAGGGGACGGGAGGAGUCUAGACGGUGGAAGACAACAAAGACUCUUCAGUAUGUUCCAGAGAGGAGGUCACCCAUGAACAACAACCAUGGAGGGGAACAUGAUUACAACAGCGGGGACCGGAACCGGAGCUCACUCUGUAACCAUGGUAACAGGUCCCACUGGCACCCCGGACCUCCAGGUUCUGACCCACAGAGUGAAGCUUCUAGAGCACAGCCUGAGAGACAACGUCAGCUCCUUCACUGAGUCUGAGAGCGCUCUGCACAGCAGGAUUAGAGAGUUGGAGGUGUCAGAACAGAGCCUGCUACAGAAGGUGGAGGACCUUACUUCCAACUCAGUCCUCCACUGCCCCAGCAUGCUGCAGCGCCAGAGGCUGGAUGAGCGGCUCCACACGCUGAGGGAGGAGGUACGCUCCAUGUCCCAGGAGAAGGAGCGUGGGGAUCGUGUGUGGAGGGAGAGGCUGCGGCGCUGCCAGGCCCAGCUCAGGGCUAAAGAAGAGGAGAUGGGCCGCCAGUCUCAGUACUUUGAGCACUUUAAGAGCCAGCUGCACCACAAGCUAGGCCUGGCCAGAGACAGAGAGCAGGGCCUGCAGACCAGACUCCACCAGCUGGAGCGACCGGUGCUGGAGAUGAACGUAUCUGCUGCCACCUACAUAGCCCCUGUCAACACAGCUAGCACCAACUCCGUUACUGCAGACAAUGUCAAGUCCGUCAUGGUACCAACCUCAGGCCAACAGAGAACAGAGACAAAGAGACUGCCCCACCCAAGGGAGGAAGGAGAAGGAGAGGAGGAGGACGGUGAGGAGAAGACACAGCGGAGACACUACGGACAACAGCUCCAGCAGAAGCAGGGAGCGGAUGAUAGAGAAAUAGAGGGAGAAAGAGAGGGGGAGGAAGGGGAAGAUGGUGAGAGUCUGGGGGGUGAGGCUAGACUGAGAAGCUUCAUCCUCAGCCUCCAGGAGGACCUCAGGGUUCUGCUGGAGAGGGAGGAGCAGGGGCUGGCGGAGCAGAGGGGGCUGAUGGAACAGUUGGAGGAAGCGCAGGAGAACAACCACUUCUUGUCCUGUACGUUGGAGGAGAUGAAGACGGUGGUCCACAGACUGAAGCUGACAGAGAGCUCCCUGAUGGAGGAGGUGGAGGAGCUGCAAGAGGAGAACCAGAGACUGUGUCAGAGGCUCAGCCACACUCUGAGACAGACCAACCACAGCCUGGGUUCUACUGACCCCAGCCCUGUCUCUACACCCAGCCUGGCUACCUCCCUGCCAAACACCCCUGACCUGGGUCAACCAGUUCCCUGCUCUGUGAACAACACUAACCCGGUGAAGAUGAUCCCAGGCCAGGCUUCACUAGACACACACCCCUCUGCUCAACACCAUGGAGCAACAGAGAGGUCGCAGGAAAACUCCACUCUGCCUCUGCCCCAGCCGGACCUCCUGAACCUCUCAGGCCACCGUAGCCAGAACCCCGGCCUCAUAUCCCUGGGUACUAAGAGCGUUGAGGGUCUGGGGGAGUUGACCCUGAGGGACUGGUGUCCUGGUCCUGGGGGCUUCCCCUCUCUCAACCUGGAGGAGGGGACAAGCGAGGAGACUGAGGCCCUGAAAGAGGCUUACAGGAGCAUGGGGGGCGACAUGGACUCACUCCGGGACCACAGGGACCAGCUGGAGAGCACUCUACGACACACACAGGACCAGCUGCACAGGGUGACCGAGGAGAACGCCCGACUGAAAUGUAAACUCAGGGCGCAGGGAGAAACAGGGGCCUACGAGGUGGAGCAGGGGUCCUCGCUUGUAGGCGAGAGCAUGACAAAUGUCCAGGAAAACAAGGUGUCAACUCCAAACCUCAUACCCCAGACUUGCAGAGAUCUCACUGCAACUCCAUAUCAGAAUGAUACUAUCCUAGCCUUAGCCCAGGAUGACCUGUCCCUGUAUGCCUUAGCCCAAGAUGACCUAGCCCUAGCCUUGAACCAGGAGAACCGGGCCCUGGGCAGGCGUAUCCAGGAGCUCCUAGCCCACAUAGAGAGCCAGGAGGGGGAGAGUGAGAGGGAGCUAGUCCAGCUCAGGCUGCAAGUGUCCCUGCUAGAGAGGGAGAGCACCAGGCUGGAGCAGGAGAACGUGGAGCAGGGAGGUCUCAUCACUGAGCUGACCAAGAAGACUGAGGAUGACCUCAACACUAUCAUAGAGCUGCAGGAAAGACGGGUCGAGAGCGGUCAGCUAGGCCUACAGCAGGGUGACAGUGGUUUGACCACUGAGUCAGAGUCAGAGUGCGGUCAACAGGGUGAGCAUGCGGUCGGCUCAGUGCACGCUCAACAGGGUCAACCCACAGUAGGGGUUGUGACCAGUUUACAAGGUGAUCAGACGCCAGGGUCAGUGAAUAGUGGUGUACCACAGGUUGACCACACGGUUGAGUCAGUGUGUAGUCAGCAGGAGGACCGUUUGACCACGGAGUCAACGUGCAGGCUUAGAGAGAAGAGGGACGAGCUGAUUGGCUAUCUCAGUGAUCUCAAAGAGGAAAGAGAACAGGUAGCCCUCUCACUUAGCAGUCAGACAGAGGAGAAACACCAGCUAACACGCUCCAUGUGGGUUCUGAAAGAAGAACGCGACCAGAUCCAUAAGUCACUCUGCGGUUUAAAAGAGGAGAGAGACCAGCUGACAAGGUCCCUCUGUGGUCUGAAAGAUGAGAGAGACAAGGUGACGCGGUCAAUGUGUGGUUUAAAAGAGGAGAGAGACCAGCUAGUUCAGUCAAUGUUUGGACUCCAGGAGGAGAGAGACCAGCCAGUUCAGUCAAUGUCUGGACUCCAGGAGGAGAGAGACCAGCUAGUUCAGUCAAUGUCUGGACUCCAGGAGGAGAGAGACCAGCUAGUUCAGUCAAUGUCUGGACUCCAGGAGGAGAGAGACCAGCUAAUUCAGUCAAUGUCUGGACUCCAGGAGGAGAGAGACCAGCUAGUUCAGUCAAUGUCUAGACUCCAGGAGGAGAGAGACCAGCUAGUUCAGUCAAUGUCUGGACUCCAGGAGGAGAGAGACCAGCUAGUUCAGUCAAUGUCUGGACUCCAGGAGGAGAGAGACCAGCUAGUUCAGUCAAUGUCUGGACUCCAGGAGGAGAGAGACAAGCUCUCGCAGUCUCUCUUCGGCCAAAAAGAUGAGAGAGACCAGUUGAUGCAGUCAAUGUGUGGUUUAAAGGGACAGAGAUACCAGCUAACACAGACACUCAGCCGUCUAGAGCAGGAAAGAGACAAGCUGUCAUCUCUCAGCCUUCAAACACGGGAGCGGUACCAGGUGGACCAGUUUGUCUCUGAUCUAAAAGAAGAGAAAGAGCAGCUAGUUCAGUCAAUGGAUGUUCUGAGAGAACAGAGAGAACAGCUCACAGAGGAGAGAGACCAGUUGCAGAUGGACGUCGCUACUCUACGGUAUCAGCUGCUGUUACAGGGGCGGAGCCACAACCAGCAGCCCUCAGAGAACCACGUUGGCAAGGCAACACGCACAAAGGUUGUGGCUACAGCGAGAGGGGGUCAGAUGCCAAAAAUGCAUGAUGAUGGUGAUGUCACUCAUAGAUGUCUGGCCACGGUCUACUCCUACAAGACCAUCCGUUUGGCACAGUCUGCACAGGACCACUUGGGAGAGAAGGAGGGAACAGAUAUGGAGCAGAGUGAACUGAUGAGGGAGAUCGAGUCGCUGGGGUUAGAACUCAGAAGCUCACGAGAGGUACUGAAGAAGACCCAAUCAGAGGCUCAAAGGUGGUACCGUGAGCUGGGUGUGUCUGAGGUCAGACGAGAGGAGGCUGAGAAGAGGGCGGGAAAGGCAGCCAAUGAGGUGAAGGGGAUGAGAGAGGAAACCAAGGAGGUGGAGAAGACAAAGAGGGAAAACCACACACUGAGAGCAGAGUUGGGAGAGGUGAAGAGCAGACUAUUGUGUCUGGAGAGAGAGAAGACCGAUGCUCACUCACUGAGGAUCAAGAUCCAAGAGAAGUUCAGCUUGCUUCAGGCUGAACUCAAAGCCAAGAGUGUUGCUCUGAAGGAGCUGAGUUCAGAGUACACAUCUCUGAAGGGAGAGCAGGGCAGCAGAGAGGACUGGAGCAACACACUCACCUUACUGAGGGUGCGCUAUGAUGACAUCAGAAAUAAGUACAAUGUUCUCCUGAGAAAGAGUCAGACGGAUCUGGACAUAGCUCCUCUAAAGGCCAAGCUGUCAUGCCUGGUGGUGAAGUGCCAGCAGAGGAACAGUCUACUGGUGCAGUUGAUGCGAGCCCUGCGUCGGUAUGGCUGCCUGGACUACAAUCUGACCCAGGAGGCUGAGGACCUGCUUAAUGACACAGCACUGCAGGACUACGCCAGCACCUUCACUGCAGCUCUGCAGGAGAACACCCACCUUCUCCCACCUGCAGCCUCAGAACGACCGGAGUGCUCACAGACCUCUGCUGCAUCCUCCGCAGCACAGGAGCUGAGUAAAGCUGUGUCUGAAGGCAGUAGGAGGGAACACUUCAGAGUGGGUGUGGCCACAGCAGACUACUGCCCCUCUCCGAACAUGCCUCACACUCUACUGCCAAUGCUGCCCCUUUCUGCGGGUGAAUCAGUCCAAGUUACUGGACUUCCAGACAGACAUGGGAUGUACCAUGCCGAGGUGAAAGGGGAGACUGGCCUGGUCCCUGCCCGUUUCUUAGAGGAGAAUGGGAGACCACUCAUCCUGACUUCCCCCUCGCCAGAGAGAUGUGCCAGUCUGACUAGGAAGCUGACCAGUCCAGGGAAGAUAAUCAACCUUCACCAGCAGCUGCAGAACACUCUCUCCAACAGCUACCAGGUUUCCCCUUCCAAUACCAGCCCCCAGGUUUAUUCCAGUCCCCCUCCAGGACAGGGGUACUCCCCAGGAUACCCCAACCACAACCCUGCUGCCCCCAACCGACCAAAGCAUACCCUUGUAGCAACUACCCCUAUUAUUACUAGUACUAGUCUCCUAUCUGCCACUGCCCCCACUAAAACUACCAGUGAUGGUGCUACCUCUUCUAAGCAGACCCCAAACAGAGCACAUCCAACUACCAGCCCUCCUGUCUACACCACCACUACUGCCCUUAGCCGUGGUAAAGAACCCCUCUCUAAAACUGGCUCUGCUGCUGCUACCUCCAAUGUUACAACCCCUGUUAAUACCCCUCCUACCGCUGUGGCUCGGAUUGUUGAAGCACAAACUACCACUGCCUUGUGGAACACUGCCCCCACCAAAUCUGCCCCUCCACCUAUUACCGCUGGAACUACAGCCCCCACCAAAAUGGCCCCCAUCACUACUGCUCUUCCCCUUGCUGAGAUGUCACGACUGCCUGAUGAGGAUCAUUGCAUCAAGAAGCCCCUCUCCAACAUCCAGCCUGAACAAGCUAAACCACCCAAACCCAGAGCUAUACCAGAACCUCCAGCUGAGGUGAGCUCUGUUGAGGUCAUCAGGACAGUGGGACAGAGCAGCCUCAUGAUUGGUUGGGAGAGACCGCCACUGGAUGAGCUGGGCUGCAGCAACGGAACCUUUGUGUAUGGAUACAUGAUCUAUGUGGAAGGGGAGUUCCACAAGUCUGUCAUGAGCUCUGCAUGCACGAAGUGUAUUCUGGAGAAUCUAGAUCUGUCCGGCCCAGUCCACAUCAGUGUUCAGACCCUGGGCUCCAACGGUCUCUAUGCGGAGAAGGUCCACCUCAUCUACAGGGGAAAACACACCCAGUUUAGGACAGAUCACACCCGUGCUCCCUGCACAGACCCUGCCUACCGAGACUGCAGGACUCCGCCCACACACCGACACAAUGGCUCCACCCAACCACUUGUGGCCAUCUACAACUACAACCCUCUGAAGGACAGUCCUAACCUCCACCCCAGCAGAGAGCUGGCCCUGAGAGAGGGAGACACCGUCAUGCUGCUAGGCAACCCACGCAACGACGGCUUCUGUCAGGCCGAGGUGAAUGGCAGACGAGGUCUGGCUCCUGUGGCGUUACUAGAGGAAGUUCCUGUUCCAGACAGACAUGUAAGCCCCGCCCCUCCCCAAUCUUCUCCUGAGAGAGGAGCAGAUGAUAGGCCACUGUGCCUGCCAAUCAGAGAGAGAACAAGAUGGGCCGCUGUGACUGUCAAUCAGUGAGAGAACAAGAUGAUGGGCCACUGUGGCUGCCAAUCAAAGAAUGCUUACCUGCAGAGAGAUUAUAGUGGCCAGAGCUAAUGACAUCGUCAAACACUGCCUGCUUGUGACACAAACGUUCAUAACCGCUCGCUGCCCAAAGUAAUUUGAAAUGGAAGGCUACAGUAGAGCAUCAGCCUAAAUGUGGGAAGUUGUGUGGCCCAGUUUGACAUUGUGCUUCGAUGGACAGUUCCUUAUAGCCUACACAAUACUCACUGUGAUUGUCGAAUCACCUCUAACUGUCACCUCUAUCAAAAUUAUCUCUAAUCAAUUAUCUCUAAAUCCCCACUGUUCUGUGUGUAAUCUCUCAUGGACAGAUGCACGUAAUAUAGCUGGUAUUGUAGUGUCUGUCAACAGACUGUGGGAUGCGACGACUAUCAAGGAACUUGAUCAGUGAUUUUUCAUCACUGAUAAUUUUGGACAAAUCACGAUUUCGCAUCUUUCGAAUUUCGGAAGGGGAAGGGACAUUUGGCCCAUAGACUUGCCUGUAACUUGCAAAGGCGGGUGGAGCUACUGCCCUGCCUCCGCUGCUUGCUCGAGUCUCUUUUCAAACACAUCUUCCCCCAGAAAAGAAUUGAGUAUCUAACUCAAUUAUGCAAGAUUGUAAUUCUGGGUUUCCAAGAUUAUUCUGUAUGUGACAAGUGUCAAAAAGGUCAAAGGUUGGCCUAAUGGAUCUGACAACCUGUCUGAUAUCAAGUGCAUUCAUGGUAAUAAAGCUAAGCCAUUUUACAGGAUCCUUUAUCAAGCCAAAUAGGAUAAAAAGAGGUCCAUACCAAAGACUUUGAUAUUUCAGUCCUUUGUCGUUAUACACUGAACAAAAAUAUAAAUGCAAAAUGUAAAGUGUUGGUCCCAUGUUUCAUGAGUUGAAAUGAAAGAUCCCGGAAAUGUUCCAUUCACAUAAAAAAAUCAUAUCUCUCUAAUUUGGUGCAGAAAUUUGUUUUACAUCCCUGUUAGUGAGCAUUUCUCUUUUGGCAAGAUAAUCCAUCCACCUGGCAGGUGUGGCAUAUCAAGAAGAUGAUUAAA